CUUACAUAUCCUCUGCAUUUCCACAAGCAUCAUCACCUCCCACUAAACAAGUUUCAAAAUGAGCCUCGCCGACCUGCUCAGUGCUUCCGAUAUUACUGCUGCUCUGAGGGAGUGCCAAGCUCCUGACACCUUCAAUUACAAGAAAUUUUUCCAAACUAGUGGGCUGACCAAAAAGACGGCCAGCCAAGUGAAAGAAGCCUUCCGGGUUUUAGACAAUGAUCAGAGUGGAUUUAUAGAAGAGGAAGAACUUAAGUUUUUCCUUCAGCGUUUUGAUCCAAGCUGCCGAGAACUAACAUGCUCAGAAACCAGGGAAUUCAUGGCUGCCGCUGACCAUGAUGGAGAUGGGAAAAUUGGAGCUGAAGAGUUCCAGGAAAUGGUUCAUUCAUAGAAACCUGCAGAUUCUGGUGGCGUGCCCACAGUAACCUCAUAAUGCAAACAAGACAUUUAAAUCUGGGACAUUGUGCUUCACGUUCACCUUGGCUGUCUUCAUCCCAUGCCUGGACAAGAGAACGAGGUUAGAAAAAAGAUGUACCACUUUGGUGGACCUGAAUAUGGGUGUUUCUUCAUGUGGCAUGCACUAACCAUUACUGAAUGUCCUAACAAUCCAAUAAAACUCUAUAUACCAUGA
Messenger RNA from Nanorana parkeri, 628 nucleotides. RefSeq names its product parvalbumin, thymic CPV3-like. Bases 59 to 388 code for a protein of 109 amino acids. Gene Ontology annotation, molecular function: calcium ion binding. The record is from RefSeq and is a predicted model, not a curated record. Gene Ontology annotation, cellular component: cytoplasm; nucleus. Lineage: Eukaryota; Metazoa; Chordata; Amphibia; Anura; Dicroglossidae. The transcript has 5 exons.